Messenger RNA from Pecten maximus, 846 nucleotides. RefSeq lists its product as uncharacterized. The record is from RefSeq and is a predicted model, not a curated record. The coding region runs from base 120 to 821 and encodes 233 amino acids. Lineage: Eukaryota; Metazoa; Mollusca; Bivalvia; Pectinida; Pectinidae. The transcript has 5 exons.
AUUGACGACCAGAUCAAGUUGUUACUGGCGGGAGUUCUGGUUCGGAGCUCCCGAGAAAAUCUUCAUAAAAACGUAAAAUCACGCGUAAAACCAAGAAAACGUGGAAAAUAUCUACCAAGAUGGUUAUGAACCAUGGUCAUGGAUAUCACCGAUCUGACCAAGAGUCAGUUUCGGAUGGUAAAAUCAACGAAGGAAAUCGUAGAUCCCAACUGCCACCUCUUCAAGAGCCAAGGACAAGCCUGAGGUCCUACCCUACUGCAGAAGCAGGGAGGAGAAUUAUCUUUCCCACCGCACAAGACAACAGGAAGCAGUUCCCUCAUACAGAGGCCAAGAGCUCCACUCAGGGAGCAGGAUUACUGCCAAAAGUACAGGGUACAAACAGAGGCACCAGCAAAUUCAAGGGAUAUGUUCCUGGCCUGACUGUCAGAGAUGCAGAACGUCAGCCAAUCAAGGAAGAGCUCUCCUACCUGGACAAGGCAAUGGGCAAACCCACAAACCUCUUCCCUGAUGUCAAGGAUGGACAUGGAAUUGCUGCUCGUCAUAUGCAGAAGAUCAAAAUGAAGCCAAUGGGAUUGCUUACUUUUGAAGUCCUAGAACAUCAGGCCCAGCAAGAGAACCUCUACAAUGACCUAACCCGUAAACCUAAGCAGUCACCCCGUCUUACCACUCAGCCCAAGGUGUCUCCUCGUUCCCAUGAUAACAAAUUGCACACCCCACCAAAAGGCGAGACCCGAGUAAGCGGGCAGAAGCUUCCUUCCCUUGGAGGAGGACGGCCUGGCACAAGCAAGGGUCGCAGGGGUGUCUCAAAGCAUGGCUACUGAAUCGCAUACCUAUACUGACCACAAA